UGCCUUCAGAUAGACCACCCGCUUGGAGCUCGGACACUGAAGCUGACUGGACUCUAUUCGGAGCUUUCAAUAAUCUGGACAGGACCUUGAAUUCCUUCCUGUUGGUUUUAGUUUAAUUGGAUGUUUGGUGGCAGUCUUCUGGACUAUAAGAAACUUGGACUUUCUCUGUCCCGUUUGGCUUUUGCCCUUUUAUAUUCACUGCUGUACUGGAAUUGUAUUCCGCUGUGAAUGCUGAAGGUGGUGGGUGACCCUCAGAGAAGAGGAGCUGAAGUGGUAACAAUGUGGAUCCCGACCCCCAGCAUGACUCUCCCUCAGCGCAUGGUGUUGUACGGGACGUGUGUUGUGGCUUUGAUGAACUCUGUGGGCCUCCUGGUGCUCUUGGUCCAGCAGAAUCAGCAACGCGUCUUGCUGGAGCAGACAGAGGUGAAGCUGACUGAGGUGGAGCAGAGCUCCGUGGUGGAGUUCAUCCAGGAGGUGCCGAGAGGAGCGGCGGGGAUGCGGGCGAGCGCAGGGGAACAUCCGCAAUACCAAUACCAGUACUCCAGGAAUAAGAGAAGUGAAGAGCUGGAGAAGGAGCUACAGCAGGAGCUUCACCAGGAGGAGGGACAGGAGGUCAGCCAGGAGGUGGGAGAGGAAGCAGAGAAGAAGAUGAAGGAUGAGAUGAAGCACAAGCACAGACACGGCCAGAGUUACCACAAGGCACACGUGCAGGAUGACAUGAUGAUGAUGAUGACCUACUCCAUGGUCCCGAUCAAAUUGUUGAUCGACAUUUGCAACAGCACCAAGGGAGUAUGCAUCGCCGGACCACCAGGACCGCCUGGUUUGCCCGGUCUGGAUGGUAUGCCCGGCCACAAUGGGACUGAUGGCAUCCCCGGUCUGAAUGGACUGCCCGGGGCUGAUGGGAAAAGAGGAAAAAAAGGUGAGAACGGGGAACCAGGUGAAAAAGGAGAGCGAGGAGAGGCUGGUCCGCCGGGAGAGAAGGGACAACCCUCCAAUGAUGUCAUCAUUGAGGGUCCUCCUGGCCCUCCUGGCCCCCCAGGACCUCCUGGUCCCCCAGGACCUCCUGGCCCUCAGGGGCCUCCCAGAACAAGGCACCACAGAGCCAACCUUCAAGCUGCUCAUACCCUGGGGCUGUUACAUGCAAUUCCAAAUGAUGAAACCUCAUCAGUAAAGGAGGCUGUAAAACUACACGGGAAGCCUGCUAAGAAGAACGAGUGCCUGAUUAAGUCUCUGAUCAACCCCAGAAAUGUGACAAAGAUGGAGAGCACAUUUGGCACAUGGAUGAAAGACACCGCUCAGCUGAACGAUGAGCGAAUUUGGGUGGCGGAACACUUUUCUGGUCGUGCUGUGAAGGAGUAUAAAAGCAUCGCCUCCUUCCAGAACAGCAGCAGCGACACUGUGGAUGUCAGAAAGUUUUACCAAGGCUGCGGCCACACUGUUCACAACGGUUCCUUCUAUUAUCACAUCGCUGGUACUUCCAGCAUUGCCAGAUUUGACUUCCAUACCAAGAAGCUUCACACUCUUACUAUUGACAACGCGUUGUACCACAACCUCGCCUACCUGCUCCACAACUCCAAGACCUAUUUCAAACUGGCAGCAGAUGAGAAUGGCCUGUGGCUGAUCUUUGCCUCCAGUGUGGAUGAGAGCAUCACUGUGGCCCAGCUGGACCAGAAGACCUUCUCCGUCACGUCCUACAUAAACACCACCUACCCCCGUACCAAGGCCGGCAACGCCUUCAUCGCCUGUGGUGUCCUGUAUGUCACAGACACCAAGGACACCAGAGUCACAUUUGCUUUUGACCUGCUGAAAGGAAAGCCGGUCAACGUGACCUUUGACCUGAGGUCUCCAGGCGGAGUGCUGGCAAUGCUCUCCUACAGCCCGAAGGACAGACACCUCUAUGUGUGGGAUCACAGUUACGUCAGGCUCUACGUGGUCCACUUCAUCUCUGACGAGUAAAAAACCUACUGUCUGAACAUGGCAGACAACCUGCAGACAUGACUGUUAAAUAGUGAGAGCAAAUGCCUGCUGACUACCAACUAUCCACUCCAUUGUUGGAUAUUGGUCAUAUUUAGAUUUUCAAGAGAGAUACGUACACACGUCACUGUCACCGUUAUUUUCCUGUAGAGCAUUCCUGUCAGUAAUGGGUUGUUGAAAAUUCAGUUUCACUGAAAGAAAUCAGUUUUUGGUCAGUAAUUAUUGUAAUAUUGUUAAAAAAUAAAUCCUGCUGUAUUUGUAUCUUAUUUUACAUCUUAUUUUAUUUUACAAGGUGGAGUUACUAACAGUGUGAAAACGUUUUAUCAUUUUGUAUCAAACAGUUCAUAAUUUAUACAAAUUGAACUUAUAACUUACUUUUGUGUCAAACUGUGUUGUUACAUUAUUUAGUGUAUUUGCAUGACAAUGAUCUUUUAUGUAUUUUUAUAUAAAUGUACAUGUUAUCCCCUUGAUAUUCUGUACAUACAGUCCACCCGCCUUUGUAAUGAAGCAGCACAGUCCCUGCUGGUUGCUUAUUCCUCUGGACAGAAAAACAAAAAAAAAAAAAAAACAGCUUCAAAUCACCCUGAUGAAAUAAAAAGAAUUUAUUCACUUUACAAAGGUAAAA
Messenger RNA from Sander lucioperca (pikeperch), 2599 nucleotides. It is a transcript of the gene gldn, whose product is annotated as gliomedin. The record is from RefSeq and is a predicted model, not a curated record. The transcript is spliced from 10 exons. Lineage: Eukaryota; Metazoa; Chordata; Actinopteri; Perciformes; Percidae. Bases 229 to 1956 code for a protein of 575 amino acids. Gene Ontology annotation, biological process: signal transduction. Gene Ontology annotation, cellular component: cell surface.